This is a messenger RNA of Enterobius vermicularis (human pinworm), 567 nucleotides long. NCBI's taxonomy places the organism in Eukaryota, Metazoa, Nematoda, Chromadorea, Rhabditida, Oxyuridae. The record is from the annotation of a GenBank genome assembly.
AUGAAAAGACUUUUUGUUGUCUUUUUGUUUGUUGCAAUUGUCGUUGUACAUUCAUGCAAAGAGGAUUCUGAAUGUGAAUGUCAUUGGCCGCGUGCAUUCUGCCGCAAUGGAAGAUGUGUCUGUCCAAAAAAUACAAUUAGACGAAAAAGCGAUUCAUACAACUGGGUAUGCGUAUCGCUGUUGGAUGCCGCUAGCGGGAUGAUUGGAUCGCCCUUCUCCUGCCCAUUACCAGAAGGUGCCGGACAUAUGGUUGCGCAAAUUCAAGAUGGUCAAACAUUAUGCAAUCCAAGGAAGAAAGACACUUGUCCAAAGCAUUACGAAUGUAUUAUAACAGUUGGAGCAAUUUCUGGACAGGCUAAUGCCGGUGUUUGUUGCCCAAGAAGAGAGGAAGCUUGUCGACAAGAACCAAUUAUUUCAUCAGAUGGUUGGCUGAUACGAUGGUAUUUUGAUGGAAAUGACUGUAAAAUGUUUAAUUGGAAUCCAGAAAAGAAUACUACAACAGCUAAUAAUUUUACCACAAAACAGCACUGUGAAUCUUAUUGCCAAAACAAUAAUAAACAAAUAUAG